Molecule: messenger RNA, 1663 nt
Organism: Capsella rubella
Lineage: Eukaryota; Viridiplantae; Streptophyta; Magnoliopsida; Brassicales; Brassicaceae
Product: probable serine/threonine-protein kinase PBL8
Exons: 5
Coding region: 175-1407 (410 amino acids)
Biological process (GO): protein phosphorylation
Molecular function (GO): protein kinase activity; ATP binding
Source: RefSeq, a predicted model, not a curated record
AACUGUAAAAGGCACAACAGAGAAGAGCACUUCCCAGUCCCAGUGGUGCGGUGAGGAAAGAGCUUCGCUGUCUUCGCCGAUUGCAAUUAGGGUUUUAAAUCGGUAAUCGGUUUGGUGGUGCGCAGCUUUGUGAUUGAGAAUGAGAUCCUUUCCACUUCCGUCUACCUGCUGACAAUGGGCAACUGCGGUACUAGAGACGAGGCUGCCGUCUUCACUCCUCAAGCUCAAGCCCAACAGCUCCAGAAGAAGCACUCCCGCUCUGUCUCAGAUCUGAGCGAUCCAUCCACUCCUCGCUUCCGGGAAGACGCUCGCACUCCUCUUUCGUAUGCCCAAGUCAUCCCCUUCACUUUAUUUGAGCUUGAGACCAUCACUAAGAGCUUCCGCCCAGAUUAUAUACUCGGAGAAGGCGGCUUCGGAACCGUCUACAAGGGCUACAUUGAUGACAAUCUCCGCGUCGGCCUCAAGUCUCUACCUGUUGCCGUCAAGGUUCUCAAUAAGGAGGGCCUCCAGGGCCACCGUGAAUGGCUUACCGAGGUCAACUUCCUCGGCCAACUCCGUCAUCCCAACCUCGUCAAGCUUAUUGGUUACUGCUGCGAGGACGAUCACCGAUUGCUUGUUUAUGAAUUCAUGCUGCGAGGCAGCCUUGAGAAUCACCUUUUUCGAAAAACCACAGCUCCCCUAUCUUGGUCUAGAAGGAUGAUGAUUUCCCUUGGCGCUGCUAAAGGCCUUGCUUUCCUCCACAAUGCUGAAAGACCGGUCAUUUAUAGGGAUUUCAAGACUUCUAAUAUACUGCUUGACUCGGACUACACAGCCAAGCUUUCAGAUUUUGGCUUAGCUAAAGCUGGGCCCCAGGGUGAUGAAACUCAUGUAUCAACUCGAGUAAUGGGCACUUAUGGCUAUGCUGCACCAGAAUAUGUGAUGACCGGACACCUGACGGCUAGAAGUGAUGUGUACAGCUUUGGAGUUGUUCUUCUAGAGAUGUUGACGGGAAGAAAAUCAGUGGACAAGACAAGACCUAGCAAAGAGCAGAACUUGGUUGAUUGGGCUCGGCCGAAGCUGAAUGAUAAAAGAAAACUGCUGCAAAUAAUCGACCCAAGACUGGAGAACCAAUACUCUGUCAGGGCAGCUCAGAAAGCAUGCAGCUUGGCUUAUUAUUGUCUUAGCCAGAACCCGAAAGCUAGGCCAUUGAUGAGCGAUGUGGUUGAAACUUUGGAACCUUUGCAGUGUACAGGUGAUGCCCUGAUUCCUGGUGCAACAACUGCAGCUGGAGCUGCAUUUGCAAUGGGAGGGGUGCCUGAUUACAGAAUGCACAGGAGGUUUGCAAAGAACGUUGGGCCUGGUGCGAUUUGCAGGUCACCCAAUCCAAAUUGUUCACCGGGUGGACCUGCAGCAUGCAGGGUUCGGUGAUUAGUGUCAAGUGUACAUAAUCAGUUUCGCUGUGUCUCCUUUUGCAUAAUUUCAGUCAGAGCCAAACAUCUGGUUGCUAAAAAUCGUGGAUGCACGUUGUUUUUGUUGUUUGUUGUUGAUGCUGCUGUUUAUUGCCACUUUAAUUUCUUGAUCUGUUCAAGUCUUGUAUGAUUAUGAUUGAGCGUUGUUCUCGUUUAUUAGGCACUCUGAUGAAGUGUGCUUGUAGUAGCAGACACUUUAUUAACUUGAAUGUGAA